This is a messenger RNA of Purpureocillium lilacinum, 2697 nucleotides long. RefSeq lists its product as uncharacterized. NCBI's taxonomy places the organism in Eukaryota, Fungi, Ascomycota, Sordariomycetes, Hypocreales, Ophiocordycipitaceae. Gene Ontology annotation, biological process: transmembrane transport. Gene Ontology annotation, cellular component: plasma membrane. Gene Ontology annotation, molecular function: oligopeptide transmembrane transporter activity. The record is from RefSeq and is a predicted model, not a curated record.
AUGAAACCUGCCGACGCGACGAAUGAAAAGGUUGGCCCGACGACGACGGAAGGCGGUGCCGAUGCCAUGCUGCAAGACAUCAUGGAGAAGCUGGGGGACAAUGCUCGACAGGUACCCCCAGUUGAUGACGUUCAGUACGUCCUAGAUAAAGUUCAGCUUCUCACGGUAGAAGAGUGCAAGGGCAUUAUUGCGAAGAUGGUGGAGGAUCACUCGAAUGACUACAAUUUCUCGGGGCAACUGCGAGAAAGGCUGACGGCUCUGGCGCGAGGUCCUGCCGAUGGGCAAAGCACGGAAGACUGGGAGUUGCAGUUGAAAACAGAAACUGCGGUAAACAGAUUCUUUUCGCCAUAUCCAGAGGUGCGAGCCGUUUCUACUCCAACGGACGAUGUCAACAUACCCUGCGAAACAAUACGUGCACACUUCCUAGGACUCGCCUGGGCCGCUAUCGGUCAGUUCAGCAAUGCACUCUUCGCGUCUCGUUUCCCCUCAAUCACCAUCUCCUCAGCCGUCACACAACUGUUUUUGUAUCCGUGCGGAUUGUUACUCGCCAAGGUGCUACCAGACUGGGGUUUCAUGCUUCGUGGUCAACGUGUCUCGCUCAACCCCGGGCCUUGGACAUUCAAGGAGCAAAUGCUAUCUACCAUUAUCACCAAUGUUGCGUUGAAUACGGCGUACUGCUACUAUAACAUCCAGACCCAAACCAUUUUUUACAAGGACAAAUGGCUCACCCCCGGUUACGGAAUUCUUCUGCUGCUAUCGACGCAGCUCAUGGGCCUCGGCUUUGCGGGCAUGCUCCGUCGAUUCGUCGUCUAUCCUGUGGAAGCAUUGUGGCCGAGUAUCCUACCGACAGUGGCAUUAAAUCGGGCACUUCUAGUGCCAGAAAAGCGAGAAACGAUCAACGGAUGGAGCAUUUCACGCUAUAAAUUCUUCUUUCUUGCUUUUGUCGCCAUGUUUGUCUGGUUCUGGGUUCCGGGCUACCUAUUUACCGCACUAAGUACCUUUGCCUGGAUAACAUGGAUUGCGCCGAACAAUUUUCACUUGAACAUCAUAACCGGCUCACAACUCGGGUUCGGCAUCAACCCCAUCGCAUCUUUCGACUGGAGUGUAAUUACAGUGACUAAUCAGCCCCUGGUAUAUCCUUUUUUUGCAACCCUGCAAUUCUGCUUGGGGUUUCUUCUCUGCGGAUUCAUCAUCAUGGGUGUUUAUUACACCAAUGUUAGGUGGACCGGUUACCUCCCCCCCAACUCGUCAGCAAUAUUCGACAAUACCGGAAAACGAUACAACAUUACAAAGGUGAUCGAAAAUGGCGUUCUGAUUGAGGAGAAGUAUAAAGCCUACUCUCCGGUGUUUUAUUCUGCUGCCAGCGUUGUCGGAUACACAUCCCAAUUCGCGUUCUUCCCACUUACGUUGGUGUUUAUCACGCUCGACCUCUGGCGGCCAUUCCUCAAGACAUUCCUAACUAUGGCUAAGACAGCCAUGUCAUCGGUGAAGAAAACACUCAUUGGAGUCAAAAAUGCCACAUCAGCAGCUCUAAGUGGCCGAUUUCAAGAGGCUGGUCGGGAACUAUGCGAAAUUUUUAGCGACGACGGCUCCGUCUACGACGGUUUUGAUGAUCCCUUCACCAAAAUGAUGCGACAAUAUCCAGAGGUUCCCGACUGGUGGUUUUUCGUCAUUACCCUUUGUGCCUUCGUAUUUGGCAUCGUCGUUUUGUGCAACUGGCCUCAACUCCAGACACCAGUGUGGACAAUCUUUUUCGUGAUCGGGCUCAACCUUGUCUUCCUUAUUCCGUUGGCAUACCUUUACGCUAUAUCAGGCAGUCCCAUGGGCCUCAACGUUCCCUCUGAACUGAUAGUUGGCUAUGCGCUGCCUGGGCAUCCCGAGGCUAUGAUGUUUGUUAAGGCGUUCGGCUACAUCAUCGGGACUCAAGCGGACAACUACAUUUCAGAUCAGAAGAUGGGCCUUUACGCGCAGAUACCUCCCCGUGCCAUGUAUCGUGGCCAACUGAUGAGUUCCAUCAUCGCGGCAAUCGUCUGCUACGUCGUGGUACAAUUCGUGGAUACCCUCCCAGGGAUAUGCACCCCGACUCAGGCGUCCAAGUUCACUUGUACAAGUGGCUCCGUCAUAUACUUCUCAUCAUCCAUAGUCUGGGGCGCCAUCGGGCCGCAGCGAACGUUUUCGCAGAUGUACCCCGCUAUGAAGUAUGGCUUCUUGUUAGGGUUUCUCCUUGCCGUGGUAUGGUGGACUGUCAAGAACUUUGGGCCGCAUUUCCGCCGACUAUGCAUGGACUCAUUGCCGGCACCCAUGUUCCGUUUGUGCAACACCACCGUCUUUACUCCCAUCUCGUGGCUCAAGCCCGUCCACCCGUCGAUCUUUCUAAGUGGAUUCCUGGUCUGGGCGCCGCUGAAUCUCUCCUACGUCACCGGUGCUUUCUAUCUAUCUUGUUUCUUCAUGUACUACCUGAAAAGGAACAAGACAGCGUGGUGGGAGAAGUAUACCUAUCUUCUAUCGGCAGCUUUCACGGGCGGGCUGGCUUUUUCUGCCAUCAUCAUGUUCUUCGCCGUCCAGUAUUACCCCAAAGAACUCCACUGGUGGGGGAAUGACGUCAACGGCAAAACUAUCGAUGGCGGCGCUGGGCGGAAUGCCCUCCUUCAGGACCUGCCUGAGAGGGGCUACUUUGGUCCCGAUUCGUGGUACUGA